Acaulospora colombiana is the source of this 1173-nucleotide messenger RNA. The record is from the annotation of a GenBank genome assembly. NCBI's taxonomy places the organism in Eukaryota, Fungi, Glomeromycota, Glomeromycetes, Diversisporales, Acaulosporaceae.
AUGUCACAAGUUAAGGCGAAUAGAAAAUUGCAUUCGAGCAUGGUCAAACUUCCCUUCCCUCCUGUGAUAACGGCACAGGAUAUUUUAAACAGACGAAGCCUAGAAAGGGCACACGCGAAGGGUCCCAAUGCCUUUAUGAUAUAUCGGCGAGCGUAUCUCGAACAAUGUCAUGCGCAACAGUGUAAAUUUAAGAUGACCGAAUUGUCACCUCUGGCCGGAGAAUCGUGGAAGAAGGCUCCGAAGCGAGUGAAGGAUGCAUACAAGAACAUUGCACGAGAGGUUGAUAGGAUAUUGAGUGAUACACGAAAGCGGGAUUCCUUUCUCUCUCAACCGUCACUCAUCUUCCUUGAGGAGGUGUACGGACGACAACCUGUGUCUAUAUCCAGCGGCACGGGUACAAAAAUUUCAUCCACGUCGGAUGGCCGAUUGCCCAUCUACUCCGACCCGUCACCUUCGACGAGUGAUCAUCGUGGCCAAGAAUCGACUACUUUGUAUCACUCCCUUUCCGAAGAAACAUCUCAUGCAGGACAAUAUAGGGAAGUCUCGGACACGCUAAGUUCGUGUGUUGAUGUUCUCUUCUCUUCUGUCGCUACGAUCGUGAAUAUCAUGAGCCAGGAAUCCGAAUCCAUCACGGUACCCUUCCCACCCUCCGUAAAACCCCAGGAUUUCCUUAAGGGAAGGAGAAACAGGGCAAUAAAUAAAGGUCCAAACGCUUUCUUCAUCUAUAGGAAGGCCUAUCUGGAUCAAUUUCGAGCUCACGGUCGUAAAGCAAAGAUGACGGACGUCUCGCCACUCAUCAGUGCUUCCUGGAGGCAGGAACCCUUACACGUGAAAAAUGCGUAUAAAGAUAUUUCCCGUCAGGUCGAAGGGUUGCUGGCUGAAAUAAACCAGAGGAAAGCGAGCGUGCACAUGAAUGUAGAACCAAAUCUUACCCACCACGAGUCUCAGGAAACGCCAUCUCUUUCAGAGACCGCAAGUUACCUUGAAUAUCCUUGCACAUUCGACUUUUCGGCCGCCACCAUUCACGCGCAAAGCAGUUCGCACCCCGAACCUCUUACCGAAUAUCUUGGUCCCACCAAUCUUCCGUUUCUCAUUCAACAACCGCAAAUCAUCCCUUUUUAUUAUCCCUCUGACGGUUCAUACGAUAUGUUCUAUUAUUUUUCGAGUGCUUAA